CGACUGGCGACGUGAUCGCUGGCGCUAUUGGGGCAGCAAGUUCCAUCGCAUCAUGACCUCAAAGGAACCUGGAGCUGCCCCCGAUGACGACGAGCUGCUCAGGGAAUCGGAGGCUUACACCGUCAUCCUCCGCAGCAAACUCGGAUCGCACUCUAUUGUGCUUGGUGCCGAAGUGAAAGCGGUGGACCCCUCCGUUGAAUGCGAGCCGGGAUCCACGGCUAGCUACGUAGAGUUCAAGGUGACUCGGGAUCAAGGCGGCUCAACGGAUGAACGGCGGGACAGUUUCAAAAGGCACGCGUUGCUGGCGUGGUGGGCCCAGUGCCGCUUGGCUGGCGUACCUAGGGCGCUGUGCGGAUACCGUAACGAACAUGGGAUUCUGGUCAACAUUGAAGAUAUUGACGUCAAUGACAUGCCGAAAAUGGCUGAGGGAAUGUGGUCGGAAGGCAAAUGCAUGCUCUUUUGCGAUCGGCUCCUUUCAUUCAUCAAGCAGCACGUAAAAGUGGACGACGGGAGGACAGUGUACCUGUUUGAAUACAUGCCAAGGUCUCAAGAAAUCGUCUGCAAGCGCCUGAGAGAUCCCGGAGAGACUUACAAGCCGUGGGGCAGCUUACCAGAGGUGUUUGAAGGCUGUGGAAGUGUGCAGACCAGCUGAGCGUCUCAUCGCACCUCGAGCUACGCAUUUGCAAACAGCUUUUCUGCUUCUGUUUUGAUUUCUUCAAAGACCGAAGGUUUCAUGUUGUGCGGUAAUCUAUU
Rhipicephalus sanguineus (brown dog tick) is the source of this 753-nucleotide messenger RNA. Its product is annotated as decapping and exoribonuclease protein. Gene Ontology annotation, cellular component: cytosol; nucleus. The transcript is spliced from 5 exons. Gene Ontology annotation, biological process: NAD-cap decapping; nuclear-transcribed mRNA catabolic process. Bases 53 to 652 code for a protein of 199 amino acids. The record is from RefSeq and is a predicted model, not a curated record. Gene Ontology annotation, molecular function: mRNA 5'-diphosphatase activity. NCBI's taxonomy places the organism in Eukaryota, Metazoa, Arthropoda, Arachnida, Ixodida, Ixodidae.